UGUUUAGACUCGAUAAAAUUAAAAAUUUAUCAAUGAAAGAUGCGGCGAUCUUGACGGACGAUUAUUUCUCACCAUUGUUAAUAUUCGGCCGUCGUAGUAAAUUAAACGAGAAUGAAUAUAUCUUAAUUAAUACAAAUUUGGCUUAUUCGGGAUUGGCAGCCAGUAAUAUCGCAGCAUGCAUCUUUCGUGCCAAGCCAAUUAUUGCGUCCAAUUGUAUAACAUCGUUCAAUUGUAAUAGCGGUGCUAUUGCGAUUAUCGAUAGAAAUAAAUUGAGCGACGAAUUAGAACGAAUUACUGGCAAGAGAGAAGUUCGUUUAAUCAUCGAUACGAUUGGUGGAAAACAAUUUGGGAAUUUACUUAAAUGUUUGCAACAUGAAGGAAUAGUUGCUGUUGUGGAUUGUGCAAGAGAUUCAAAGUAUCCGUAUCAAUAUAUGUUCCCAUCGAAUUAUACUAUCUUAACACUGGCAAUAGAACAUUAUAAAAAUAAUGAUCCCUUUAUAUAUAGAGAAACCAUGAAAAAUUUAUUGGAUUAUCGAAUAGAAGGUACGAUCUGUCCACAUAUAUCAGCCAUAUUUGGAUUGAAUAAUAUAAACAAGGCAUUUGAAUAUGCCGCAAAAUUGACUCGGGGCAAAAUAUUGAUAGAUCUUAAAAAUCAUGACGAAUAUUAUUUAUGUGAAUCUUAAAC
Messenger RNA from Vespa velutina, 685 nucleotides. Its product is annotated as quinone oxidoreductase-like protein 2 homolog. NCBI's taxonomy places the organism in Eukaryota, Metazoa, Arthropoda, Insecta, Hymenoptera, Vespidae. The record is from RefSeq and is a predicted model, not a curated record. Gene Ontology annotation, molecular function: oxidoreductase activity. Gene Ontology annotation, cellular component: mitochondrion. The transcript is spliced from 4 exons. Bases 33 to 683 code for a protein of 216 amino acids.